UAAAAAAAACCACACGUUCUGGUAGGUUAUUCUUGAAUAAAAACCGUAAUGAUUAUUUAAGGGAUUGUAAUAUAAUGUAAUAACCUAUUGGAAACCCGAAUUAAAAAUCAUUCCAAGUCUUGUCAAAUUACAUAACGUUCCUUUUAUUUUCUAUUUCACUUUGGGUGUGAUUGUAAUUCUUGUACUAUCGGUUUCCAUUUUUUCAAGGCAAGGCAACGUUACAGUACUUUUGACAUGUGUUUCGUUUCAGGUAUGUCCCCGUGUUUUUAAAAGCUUCUUUUAGUGACGAAUUCGACGCCACAAACAAUAUGCUCAGAUCGCUAGUUAGCGGCGGUAUUAUGGCAUCCCCUGGGGGAAUCCGGCCAUGAAAUGCAAGGCAGAAAUCCCGCCCCGACGCCUGCGCUCGCCUGCGGGGUGGUGCUGAUGCUGAGGGACUCGUCCUGCAUUAAGUUCAUCACAGUCGCUCUGUUGCUGCAGCGCAACACACAGCCCUACAGCGCGUGCCUAUUGAUGCUUUGGAAAAAGUAAAUUUUAAAGGUCCGUUCCUCGUUUUUAAAAAGUGAUAUUGGCAGUCUUUUAGUGGAUGAUGCAGCACGGGGAGAAGUGAGAGACAAUUGGCCCGGUGACUUGUUUGUUUCACUUAGACUUCUCGUUUUAGAUGGAGAAGGCGCGUACACGUUUAAUAGGAAAGGCGGACUGAACAGGACCGCUGAGCUGUAGAAAGAAGGAUCUUAAUGCAUCGCCAGACUAUUUUUUAAUGUUGUUUCAUUAUCCUUACAGUGAAACUGAUCAAGAAGAGGUAAAUGUUUCUCUCAGCACUGCCGUUGUUUUUAUUUUGGUAAAUCAGUUAUUAGAAUAAUCUUUUCAUCCACUUUUUGGUAUUUAAAUUACAAUAUUAUUAUUAAAUACAGGGAGAAUUAGUAUUAUUAGGAAAUUAUGGGGAUUUAGAUUUCUGACUGUAUUGUGAACUGGGCAGAUAAUUAUUCCAUCGAAAUUAGUGGCUGUUUUUAGGUAAAGGGACUCCUCAUAUAAAGCGCGGUAGUUUUGCUUUGAAGAAUGGCCAUCAACACAGACGCGGCGUUUGAAAAAGCGGCCCUGGGUGAGAGUGGCGCUGCGCAGCCCCCCGAAUCGCAGGAGACAGAGAAACUUCUGACCAGCGAGACGGCCGGAGGAAACGGCAUCAAACUGUCCAGCUCCUUCAUGGUGAAUGUAGGCAGCGAGAAAGACGCGGAGUCGGACCAAAACGGACACAGCGUGCCCGUAAGAUCGGGCUCCGUGGUGCAGCUCGGGGGCCCGCCUCUGUCCCCGUCCCGGGUCAGCCUAAGUCGCACCUCUUCCACUGGGAAUACGGCCCAAGAACAGCCAAAACCCCGGGACUACCUCAUUUUGGCUAUCUUUUCCUGCUUCUGUCCCGUCUGGCCCCUCAACAUUGUCGGACUGGUAUAUUCAAUUAUGUCCAGAAACAGCUUGCAGCAGGGUGACGUGGACGGGGCCAAGCGGCUCGGCCGGCUCUCCCGGCUGCUCAGCAUCGUCUCCAUGGCGCUGGGUAUCAUCAUCAUCACUGUCUUCAUCCUCGUCAGAGCAAUGGGCUGAGAGGCAUCACCAGCCCGAACACCCCUAAGACGGAAGCACCCCGUGUCACCAGACCGCAGAGCACGUUACAUACGAAACGUUACAUGGGAAAUGCUAGAUUAAAGAAAACCUCACUGUGGUCCACUCUAAAAUAAUAAUAAUAAUAAUAAUAAUAAUAAUAAUAGCAAAAAAAGAAAAAUUACUUUGUAAAAACCCUGAGUCUCAUGUGGCAAUGAGGAGACAAGACAAACAACAGAAAAAACAGCAUUAACAGUAAUGGAUGCAUGCUUCACUUAAUGUUCGCUUGAGGAAAAAAAAACAUUAAUCAAAUUCUUUUUCUUUGGCGUUGAGAGCUGUGCGGCACCGGCUGCACGCAAAUCGCUGAGCGAAGACAGAGCAGAGAGUAAAGGGGGUACUGCGACGUCCAACCGGCUUCGGAACGGAAAGGAAAAGUCUGGAAAACAGAGCGUGAUAGAUAGACUGUAUAUCCUUGACUGGCUCCUUGCAUUCAUCAUGUAUACGACACUACAUAUAUAAUUGUGUGUAUUUGCAGUUUGCAUUAACUUGCAUUUUCGGGGAGGUUUUUAUGUAGACAGGAAGACAGUGAAGCAGAGCGGGAUUCAGAGCACUAGCAUAGGUUGGGGCGGGGGGGUUUCCGCAUGCAGCCCCCAGGCCUGGAGAGGAGUCCGUGUGGAGCUGAUCAUUACAUAUGGAUGUCCUCCGCAAUGAGCACACGCAUGUGUACGAUGUCAGACCACACAGCUGUCAGUGCCGGUGCCCCCCCCCCACCCCCCCCAUUUGCUUUGGGCUGGGAGGGCUGUAAAUACACUCUCUGCGAACACUUUUUCACGCCCCCCCUCCCCAUAUUUGAUAUAUAGGCAUGCUCAGAGCCCACAGCGUGCUGUGGGUUUAUUGCUCUCUGGGGCGGGGGGAGGAGCACGCGCUAGCUUUGGGAGUGAUGGCAUGCAACACAGUUACAGUCCCAACUGCAUCUGCAGGCACUCAACCAGAUUGCAUCUCUGUGAUUUCCUCAUUCUAGAAAAAAUAAAACACGAACUGCACACAAUAAACAUGUUUCGUGGUUGGCUGUAGGUAGCUCGAAGAUGUCCGCGAUGAGGAUGCGGAUCAUUUGAAAGGGGACAAAAGCACACAAACAUGUAUGUGACAUGAGUAUGAUCCCAGAAUGUCAUGCUGAUCUUUCACCAUGAUCUCAAUCUAAUGCUGAUCUUGAGUACAAUCUUUGAAUCUUGCUCUGAUCUUGACUGCGAUCUCUGAAUCUUGCUCUGAUCUUGAGUAUGAUCUCAUGCUGCUCCUGUAGGGCUCUGCCCCACUGUGUCUUUCGGAGUUAAAAGGAUUCGGUGAGUCUUCAUAAUGUGUCUCAUAUAAAGAUGAAACGGAGGAGCUGUUAAGGACGCAAGGAUCCACCUCACACCGACUCAACCCCCAGAGUAUGGAAAGUACUUUGGGACACAUUUGUUAAAAAUGUGCUUUUGCCAGCCCCUCAUGAUCCAGAAUCUCCCAGAGGCAUAAUCAUCUGGAUGAGGAGGAUUCAGAUGAGGCAGGAAGCCACAGAGCUCCAAGCCACAGUGCGUGACGGAGCUUCCUGUCCACCCAAACCGUACUUCACUCACACGCGUCUCACACGUUUACAUUUUCAGAUGCCUGUCCAUCUUGGAGACGAGGAGGAGAAAAAACAAAAGACUAUAUUCUUGUAUAUUUGAGUACUUCCCUCCCGGUGGACGUGUACGCCCUGCCUUCCAUUUCUCUGCUGUGUGACUUUUGCAUGUCUGCAAUAAACGUUACCAAGCAUGA
Messenger RNA from Paramormyrops kingsleyae, 3384 nucleotides. Its product is annotated as trafficking regulator of GLUT4 1-like. The record is from RefSeq and is a predicted model, not a curated record. Lineage: Eukaryota; Metazoa; Chordata; Actinopteri; Osteoglossiformes; Mormyridae. Gene Ontology annotation, cellular component: membrane.